Dendrobium catenatum is the source of this 351-nucleotide messenger RNA. RefSeq names its product proteoglycan 4-like. The transcript has 2 exons. The record is from RefSeq and is a predicted model, not a curated record. Lineage: Eukaryota; Viridiplantae; Streptophyta; Magnoliopsida; Asparagales; Orchidaceae. The coding region runs from base 1 to 351 and encodes 116 amino acids.
AUGGCUGCUAAUUCUUCUUCAUCUGCUACUAUAUCUGAAAAAGAUGCCAGCCUGAGUGAGGAUGAGGUUGAUCCAUCCUUACUAACCAGCAUUGCAAAAAGAGUGCAGUUGAGAAAUGAUAGAAAGAGAAAAGUUGUAUCCACACCUUUUACAACGGCUCCUGCAACUGAAACUGAUCGUGCUCCUGCACCACCUACUGCAUCUGAACCUACUCCAACUUCUCCAAGUGAACUUGCACCAGCUCCUGAAAUAGCUCCUACACCUGCACCACCUCCUACAACUAAUCCAGAGCCUGAACAUGCUCCUGUAACUGGUCUUGAACCUGCUGCUGAUAAAGCUUUUUUUUUAUGA